Molecule: messenger RNA, 1550 nt
Organism: Mugil cephalus (flathead mullet)
Lineage: Eukaryota; Metazoa; Chordata; Actinopteri; Mugiliformes; Mugilidae
Gene: spmap2l
Product: testicular haploid expressed gene protein-like
Exons: 8
Coding region: 109-882 (257 amino acids)
Source: RefSeq, a predicted model, not a curated record
GUUUCAGGUGUGGAGUUGGUUGCUAAGGACUCAUCGCUCCGUGGCAACACCAGGUGGUUAGUUAUUGUGACACCAUCAAUAGGGCUGCAUGUGGAUCCUGCAGGUGAGAUGGUGUCUGGAAAACAAGGUGUUCAGUCCAGGUUUGCUCCAUCAAACAGAAUCUUGGAGCUGGCACAGCACAAAACCUCAAAAACUGUUUGGGCCACAACUCCUUGUGAGAAGCUGAACUGGGGCAACCAGGAGCCAAUAUGGCCCAUCUCCGCUUCAGCGCUCGGAGCCGCUCCAAGUGCAAGAAUCCAAUACCUAGCCAGGCACAAAAGAGACUUCUCAGCAAGGGAGGACCACCGGAGGAAGGAGGAGGAGGCGAGCUUCUUCAGGAAGACCCAGCGUCCUUCCUCCAAGGCGUCCCAGUAUGAAACCAUUGUGCGUCUGUCAACGCCCAAAACCAGGAAGCGCAGCUCCCAGGAAGACGGGCGUCCUCACACGUCUCUCUGUGAUAAUAACUGUCCCGUCUGGCACCUUGAUCCCAGACUGAAAACUGUUGUGAUCACUCCUCGACUGCUGCAGCUCUCCAACCCCAAACCCACCCACCCGGACUUCCAGGGCGACAGGGGGAGCGCCGCUUCCACCGUCUCCUCGGCGUCCAGGGCCGCUCGGAUCUCUCAGAGACUGGUCCAGCUGUCGCUGCCCAAACUGAAGGAAAGCAACAUUUGCUAUGAAUUAGGACGUCCAGAGGAAUCCAUCUGGACUGUUUCCAGGGCUGCGAGGAGAACCUCAGCGAGCCUUCGCGUUGAGAUGCUGGCGGCACCGAAGCAGCUUUCCGAGGACUACGUCCCUCCAAGAGAACCGGAGUGGAACCGGAAAACCGUCGAGCGGACAUGAGCAUCCAUCAGCAUCACAACCAAGUCAGUGUAGCUCUGAUUUCUGCACCAGUAUGUCAUGUUAACACAGUAAUGAAGGUGAUUAUAAUUUCUGUUUUCUAAAUGACUUUGAGCCAAUAAUCACAAGUUUUGCUGGCAAAGAGAAAAAUAGAGUUUUAAGACGUCUAUGUGAUACCAUCAGCAUGUGUGUGGAAGCUAAACAGAGUGUUGGAUGUAUCUGGUCCGUGUCUUUGAUCGUUUUGGCAGAAAAGGUGAGUUAUGUUGGGAAUAAAAACACGUCGUGGCUCCGAUCUGAGCGUCGGGGCGAUAUAUAAUGAUCCUCAACCGUUUUUCCUUUCCUUUGCAGCUGGGCCGGAUUCUGCGUUUUUUUAUUACAACCAUGUGUGUACGAAUCCUCGACAAUGUUACAGGUUUUUGUUCUGUGUGAAUGUUUUUUUUUUUCGGGGUCUUUUCCUCCAACGGGCCUCAGUUCAGUUACCAAAGGGAAACUUUAAUCUGAUUUAUGAAAAGUGUUGGGAGGCGGCGGCCGGCGCAGUUCCUUAGAUGAACGCAACUUGUUUGUGGCCGAGGGAAAGCAGACAUCAGAGGAGACUGUCGGGAGGUUAAUCUGAGAUUAGCCCGCUGCCACCGUGACCUACGACUGUGAAGUACAGAGGAGGAGGAGGAGGA